AUGGGAGACUUAAGUGAAGCCUCGGAUAGACUGGUUGGAUCUAAUGGUAACAGACACGGCAAAUGUAUCAAGGACUAUGAUUUACGGAUUUACACCUGGAAUAUAAGAACACUAUACACGCCAGGUGCAUCUAAUAAUUUGGAAAACCUUCUCGUGCAGUAUAAGGCAGACAUUACUGCAAUACAGGAAAUACGUUGGAUAGGAUCUGGAAUUUUAAAGAAAAAGAAAUGCGAUAUUUAUUACAGCUGCCACAAAAAACAUCACAUAUUGGGAUGCGGAUUCGUAGUUGGUAACAGGCUUAGACGUAACGUCAUCGGGUUUAAGCCAAUCAAUGAGCGUUUGGCCGUUAUCCGCAUCAGAGCCAAAUUUUAUAACAUCAGCCUAAUAUGCGCGCAUUCCCAAACCAAAGAGGCAGAGGAUUUCGCCAAGGAGAAUUUCCAUGAUAUUCUCUACAAAACUUAUGGAGCCUGCCCACGAUAUGAUGCAAAAAUCUUGUUGGGGGAUUUCAAUUCGAAGAUUGGUCGAGAGCAAAUAUUUGGAAAAACUAUUGGCACCCAUAGUCUUCAGCACACCACCAACGACAAUGGGUUCCGCUUGAUCGAUCUGGCGGCGUCUUGCAACAUGGUCAUAAGUAGCACGUAUUUUCUGCACCGAGAUAUCCACAAGGGGACCUGGCUGGCCCCGGAUGGUCGCACAACCAAUCAGAUUGACCAUAUUCUCAUCGACACUCGUCACUGCUCGAGUGUUUUGGAUGUGCGUACGUAUAGGGGGGGAAAUAUCGACUCUGAUCACUUUUUAGUUGCAGCUAGAUUCAGAGCUCAAAUAUGCAAUGUCAGAAAACUGCAUACUGCGACAACGCGGAAAUUCAACAUUGGAAAUUUGCAAUCCACCGAGCUAGCCGGAGCCUUUAGAGACCGUCUUUGCGAGAAAAUUAAUUCCGCGCCUCUUGUUUUUACGUCCGUUAAUGAACAAUGGAAACAGUACGCAGACAUCAUGAAGGGGGUGGCCAGUGAUACCUUGGGCUAUAAACCACCAUUUUCAAGGAACCCUUGGCAUACAGAAGAGCGCUGCAACGCAAAACUAGGGCGGCACAAGAGGAAUAAGGCAAAAAGACGAGAAGAAAAGGGGGUCCUUAGGAGAAAAAAACGGGACCCCGCGAAAUCUCAGCUCUUGGAUAUAGAGAAACAUAGAGACAGAGCGGAAGUAAGGAGCUUUUAUAGAAAAACAAAACAGCUCUCAGCUGGAUUCAAGCCCUACACAUGUGCUCUGGACGAUGGUGCGGGAAAUCCGGUGACCGAUGAGGAAGGGAUAUUGCGGGCGUGGAAGCAGCAUUUCGAGCGGCUGCUGAAUUCGGAAAACACCAAAAGCGAUGCAUCCACAACAAACACUCCUGUUAACAACGAAGAGGUAAUUCCACCUAGCCUCGAAGAAGUUAACAACGCCAUUAAAAAGCUCAAGAACAAUAAGGCGGCUGGUUCUGCUGGCAGGCCAUCAGAACCAGCCGCCUUAUUGUUGAACCAGGGGUGA
Condylostylus longicornis is the source of this 1527-nucleotide messenger RNA. RefSeq names its product craniofacial development protein 2-like. NCBI's taxonomy places the organism in Eukaryota, Metazoa, Arthropoda, Insecta, Diptera, Dolichopodidae. Gene Ontology annotation, molecular function: catalytic activity. The transcript has 2 exons. The record is from RefSeq and is a predicted model, not a curated record. Bases 1 to 1527 code for a protein of 508 amino acids.